Messenger RNA from Schistosoma bovis, 2259 nucleotides. NCBI's taxonomy places the organism in Eukaryota, Metazoa, Platyhelminthes, Trematoda, Strigeidida, Schistosomatidae. The record is from the annotation of a GenBank genome assembly.
GGAAUCUGAGUAUGACAUUCUCCACCGUCCAUAAGAAUACGCGAUUACAUACUAUCAAUGUUUAUUAACCAAGUUUCCUGUUAAGCCCGUCGCUUUCUGUGAGAGCACCAAUGGUGCUGUCAACUUUGACGUUCGGUUUUCCCAUGAAUUAUAAUGCCCAGUUGGAGUAUUUGCUUCCGGUUACUUAAGUCCCCUACAAGUGUUUUCGAAAUUUGUUUACAGUCUGUUUUAGGGUUAUCAUGUUUAUCCGCUCGCAUUGUUUUCUGAUUAGUCUGCUUCCUAUUUUCUCUAGUUUGGUUAUCGUCAGGUAUCCUUGAAUCCAUUUCGACUACGAACUAUCAGCAUCUGUUUUAAAAGGUUUGAAUUCGUUCCUUGGAAAUGCGGCGGGAUUCGGAUCACGAGGUACAUGCUCACUAUUUUAUACCCCUUUCAGAAUCCAAAAUACAUUCAUGGGGGAUUAUUCUGCAAAUUUAAAAAUGUGCUGGAUGCUUCUGAUGAUGAAUUCAAAGCGAUUCACAGAAACUCUCACGAGGCCAUUGACUUGAUGGAAAAGAAAGUUAGAGAUGAAUUUUCUACUGAUGAAACUCGCCUCUCAACUCUGUUGGAUAGGUUCCACGCUAGACUGGGUUCUAAACCUAAUAAUGACAUCCGUCACAAAGUAAACCAAUUAGCAUUGCGACUUUCAGCAAUCGAUUGUCGUAGUUGUUCUAUCCACAGGUAUCUGUUUGUUCCGUAUAUAUUAUCCAGCAUCAAAAAUCGUGUUCUUGCAUCCAAAGAAUACCAGGAUAACUUAGAAACAUUGGUUACCUCUUUAGAGAAUUCAUACAAUUCAUUAAGGACAAUUAUUAUGGAGGUCGAUGCGAUGGAAAGGAAUUUAAUAAGGUUUUCUAGUGAUUGGCGUCUCUCUCAAGAAAGCGUGCUGUCAGAUAUGCGCUCCAUGCAGCAUAUUAAAGAAAAGUAUUUAAAUUUGUCGAAAUCCCUUAGUGAAUCAGAUCGUCAAUUAAGUGAGUUAUUGUCAUCCGUUGAAAAAGCACCUGAUCAGCGCCUUCUGAUGUCAUGGAAGAAAGAAAUUGAGGAAAUCAAAGAACGAAAGGCAAUAUUAUCUAAUCGUGUAGACCAGUACAUGGGGAUUGAUAUCGAUACCACAAAAGCUGAAAAACAAUUAAGCGAUGCUCUUUCUCAAAUGGUAUGGUUUCUUUUGCUGGGAAUAAGUUUUCUUUAUCUCUACUAGGCAUCAGUUGACUCACAGUUACAGAAAAUUAUGGGCUUCAACGCAUGGAAUUAGAGCUAACUCCUCAAUAGAAAGCACUUACACCUCAAAAGCUUGUUGUAUCUUGUCUAUUUCACUGAUUACUUGGGUAUAAGCAUUCAUUGCCAAACGAAACAGCACGAUCUCUUGACUUUUUUGUCGACAUAUAUUUAUACUGUUAACUUACUUAUAAAAAAGAUUUUAGUCUCAAACAUUCUUAUAAUUCUACUUCUAUGUUCAUACACAUGUCAUAACUUUUGUUUCCGAAAGACGUAACAAUAGGAAUUUAAGCAGUUUCCUGAUUCUUGAUCAUAAUCAAAUUACUGACAUAGUUAUGAGGAGUUAGUUCUUACGUAGGUUAAAGUUUCGGUUUUUAUGUAUUGUAGUUCCAAGGAAUUUUUAUAAAUUCUUAUGUGAAAACAUUGAUUUCUUCGAAAUUGGUUGCACUGGAGCUGACGAUUCUCUUCUUUGACAUCUAGCUUUUGAACAUAAUGUCAUUUUGUAUUUUUUAUUUUGACACAACCUAUUCUUUUUUGUGAGACUCCAUUAUACUGGUAACGUUUUUUCCAGGUGCUAGUUUGUUUUUGCCUGUCUGUCGGUUAGCAUUGCAUAGUAUGAUACUAAAUUAUAGCCCAUAUAUCAAACUUGAACAGAAUUGCUUUGUUCAGGAUUACCAUCAUUUUGAUUUUCCUCAGCUGAAUGAAUCUUGCGGAUUAUUCCACAAUAAUAUUAAUGUAGUUCUGUCUUGCUUACCUAAGUUAUUCGAUAGUAUCUAAACAAAUCAUUUGAAUGUUUUUACUUUUGACCACUGAUGGCUAGAUGAUAGAUUUCUCGUGAAUUAUUCUUUAUCAGAAUGAGGAUUUGUGAACAUUGUAGUAAUUUUAAUAGUUGGAUUUUUUAGUCGAUCUAAACUAGACAAACAUUGAAAACCUCGAAGCACUAGACGGCCGUUUCUUCCAAGUAUGGGACUCCUGAGCAGUGCGCAUCCACGAUCCCGCACGCGGGACUCG